AUGAUCUAAGAAAUGUAAAAAUGUUCAUAAAAGGAUGAAAACUAUUAAAAUCAAAUGAAUUUAAUCAAAGAAAUUUAAGAAUUGAUUGAUUAAGCUAAAAAAUAUCAAUGUUAAUCAAAUCUAUUUAAUUAAACUAUUAUGGUUUAUUAAUAACAUGUAGAGAAUAUAGAAUACUUUAAAUAAAAUAUAUAGACUAAAUCCUAAGAUUUAACAGUUAAAUCAGAAUAAUUAAAAUCUUAAUUUUCUAAAUUAUCAAAUAUUUUAAAGGAAUAUGGGAAUACAUUUGAGAAUAAUAGCAUUUAAUUGAAAAAAUAUUGUAACAUUAAAUAAUUAGAGGAUGAAAUAAUAAAAUUAAAAGAAACAAAUACAAAUUUGGAAAAUGAAAGUAAUGCUUUAUAAAGUUAAAUAGAAAAUAAUUUUAUUAGUUCUAAGUAAUAGGAUUAUGAGGAGAAACUCAAAGAAACAAAUGAAAAGUUAUUAUUAAAGGAAAACGAAUUAAAAGAUCUAAAAGAAUAACAUUAAUAAAUUAUUUUAGAUAAUAAUAAUCUUAAAAAGUAAUAUGAAUUAGAUAAGACGAUGAUGAUAAAGAAAUUCGAAGAUGAAUGUAAUAAAUAUUGAUAUUAUUGAAUAGAAAACAAAGUUAAAUAAGAGUUUAAUCAAAAUUUAACUUAAAAAAAAUAAGAAUUACAAGAAGCAUUAAACAAACUUGAUUAAAUUAAUAAAGUUAAGUUCGAAUAAGAAAAAUAAAAAAAAAUCGAAUUAGAAAAAGUAUAUUUAUAACUCAUUUAUUAUAUUAUUUUAGAUUCAAUUAUAUAGCAAAUCAUUAUUAUUUUCAAAUACUUAUAAGCAUACUAAUUGCUAAGUAAGUGAAGGAGGAAAAGUUGUGGCAGAAGUUAGUAAUAAUGGUUGGUUUUUUUGUCUUUGUGAAUAAGCUAUUCCAAAGACUGGGAAAAUAUAGUUUGCAUUUUAAAUGAUAAAUGGAUCAACUUUUAUGGUUGGAAUAGGAUAUAGAGAGAUUAUGUAGAAAAAUAAUUAUCAUAAUUGUUAUAAAACUGGGUAUGGAUAUAUAUUGAUAUUAUAACAGAACAUAUUUAAUAGUCUAAGAUGGAUAUACUUAUUCUCAUAAUAACAAAGAUUAAUAUGAAAAAAGAUUAUCCUUUGGAUUUACAAAUAAUGAUAUAAUAAUAAUUGAAAUAAGUAUUGAACAUAAAUACAUUAAAUGGAGUAGAUAGAAUAAUCCAUAAGCAACAUUUGUUGUAAAUAUAAUAUCGAUUAUUAGUUGUUGGAUAUAGAUGUAUCAUAAGAAUUAUAUCCAUGUGUGGGUGUUGUUAAUUAAUCGAAAAUAAAAUUAUUAGAUAAUAUACCAUUUUGA
This is a messenger RNA of Paramecium primaurelia, 1372 nucleotides long. The record is from the annotation of a GenBank genome assembly. Lineage: Eukaryota; Ciliophora; Oligohymenophorea; Peniculida; Parameciidae.